Molecule: messenger RNA, 984 nt
Organism: Micropterus salmoides (largemouth bass)
Lineage: Eukaryota; Metazoa; Chordata; Actinopteri; Centrarchiformes; Centrarchidae
Exons: 4
Coding region: 160-984 (274 amino acids)
Biological process (GO): DNA integration
Molecular function (GO): nucleic acid binding
Source: RefSeq, a predicted model, not a curated record
UUAACAUACUUGGCCAAUAAAUCUGAUUCUGAUGUCAUUUCAGGUAGUUUUGGCUACCAGGCACCGCUGGUUUUGAGUGGAGGUAGAGGUCGACCACAUUACUGUGUCACUCGGGAACAGCUGUCAUUCUUAAGGUCAUGUGGCUUCACUGCACCCCAGAUGGCAGAUAUUCUGCAUGUGUCUGUGCGUACAGUUAGACGACGUUUGAGACAGUUACACUGCACUCGCGCUUCAUUGUAUGCAGACUUGACCGAUUCUGCCCUAGAUGAACAUGUGCAAGACAUUGUGGCUGGCAAUGACCUAGUUGGUCCUGAGGCUGUGAGGGCAUCGCUGCAUGCAAGUGGACUCCGUGUGCAGAGAAGGAGAGUGCGAGCAAGCAUGAUUCAAUUAAAUCCUGGAGCUGCUGCGCUUCAAGCAGUUCUGCAGAGACCAGAGCGACGGUCUUAUCAGGUGGCAGGUCCAAACUCAUUGUGGCACAUUGAUGGAAACCACAAGCUGAUAAGGUGGCGGAUAGUUAUUCAUGGGGCUAUAGAUGGGUUUAGUCGCCUUGUGGUCUUCCUGCGUGCCUCCAACAACAACCGCAGCAGCACUGUGUUGGACAGCUUCAUCAGUGCUGUGAUCCACUAUGGCAUACCCUCCAGGGUCAGGACGGACAGAGGAGGUGAGAACAUCGCAGUCUGGCUGAUGAUGAACAUCUACAGAGGCUUUGACCGUAGCAGUGCUCUCCGAGGCCGGAGUACCCACAAUCAGAGAAUUGAGAGGCUCUGGGGUGAUCUCUGGCGUGGACUGCGAAUGUCUAUUAUGAGUUAUUCCACCAUCUGGAGAGCGAGGGCAUCAUUAAUGUUGACCAAGAGUAUCACCACAGCAGCCCCACUGUGUGCAUCCAGCCAGCCAGUUAAAGAGCUGAAGUUCAAACAGCCCCAAGAACUGAAGGUUUUGCCCAAGAACUUCCACUCACCCUACGAUGGACUGGACCACGAGUGA